GCCAUAGUAUGUAAAACUCCAUUUUUGGAAAAUGGCACAAUUAAUCCAAGAGAGGACAUAUUUCAGCAUAAUAUGGUGGUACGUUUUAACUGUAACGAAGGAUUCACAAGAGUUGGCUCUGAAUCUGCACAAUGUUAUCACUUUGGAUGGUCUCCACAACCUCCAAUAUGUAAAGAAAAUGUUAAACCUUGUCCGGCAUUACCCAUCAUUUCACAUGGCAGAGUUACUGGUGAAUCUAAAGCAGUAUUUCAGCAUGGUGAUCUAUUGGAAGUUCAUUGUGAGAUCUCAUUUGCACUAUAUGGAUCAAAAAUCAUAGAGUGUGUGGAUGGUGAAUGGGCACCCUUACCCUCAUGCGUAGAGGAAGUAAGAACUUGUAGACCACCUCCAACAAUUAAAAAUGGAUAUUUUGUGAAUGGUGAGUCAUCCACAUACAGGCAUGGUGACACCGUGGAAUACAGAUGCCAAAAAAUAUAUAUCAUUAUUGGGACCAACCCAGCCAAGUGUCUUCAUGGGCAGUGGGAAAUACCAUCAUGUGUUGUUAACCAACAAAGUUGUACACGUCCAUGGUAUGCAGACUUUCAACCAACUGUUCAGACUACAAAGCCGUUUAAGACCGACCAGUUUGCAAACUAUCGCUGUGGUUCCAAUCUGCAUCAAACAAAAUGUAUUAAUGGAUUAUGGUUUCCUGUGCCACGGUGUGAAGGUAUGGUUUGCAUGCUAUGUACAAGUUUAUAGUUUCUUCAAUAGGAUGCUGUUAAUCAUCUCUAAAAAAUAAAAGUGGGACACACCUGAGGACAGUCUUCCUACAUAACAUCUUUUGAUGGCACACAGUUUCUUCUGAAAAGCUUCUUUAUAAUCCCAUGAACUGUGCAUGCUUUGUCUAAUCUGAUGCUGCAGUGAGACAGUGAAUGUAUCCAUUUCAAAAUAAAAG
Molecule: messenger RNA, 931 nt
Organism: Notechis scutatus (mainland tiger snake)
Lineage: Eukaryota; Metazoa; Chordata; Lepidosauria; Squamata; Elapidae
Source: RefSeq, a predicted model, not a curated record